UUUCCCCGAUUCCUCGGAUGUGCUUCGCAAUAAGAGCAUGAUGACACAAUUCAAUUUAUGUUUUUACUCCCGAUACAAGUCAUCGUCGUCCGCGUCAAUUGUCGUCGAUUGUUGACUAUGUCAUGCUGAUAUAAUGUGUGCAAAUAAGUGUCAUUAAUCAAGGAAAGACAUAAGUAUGGCGCGUCCGAAGCACAAAGCGAGCGCGGAUGUAUGUGCAGACUGUGGGGCACUCGAGCCAGGAUGGGCAUCGAUAAAUAGAGCUAUUUUAUUAUGUGACGAUUGUUGUGGGAUUCAUCGUAGUCUAGGACGUCAUGUAUCUCAUAUCAAGUCGUUGCACAAGAGUGCUUGGAAUACACAUUUAUUGAAUAUGGUACAUACUUUAAAUGAUAAUGGAGCUAAUAGCAUUUGGGAACAUUCUCUGCUGGAUCCUAGCAGCUUAAAAAUUAGUAGAAGAAAGCCUCAGGCUAAGGAUUCUUUACAUCCUGUAAAGGCAGAUUUCAUUAAAGCAAAACAUCAACUCCUGGCAUUUAUAUUACGACCAAGCAAGGAAGAAUGUUGUACCGAAGAGGAACUCAGUAGGCAGUUACAUAGUAGUGUCCGUACAAGCAAUUUAGAAACUUCAUUGAGGCUAUUGGCACAAGGUGCUAAUCCUAAUUAUUUUUAUAAGGAGAAAGGAACCACACCUUUACACGUUGCAGCUCGUGCCGGACAAAAUCUCCAAGUAGAACUUUUAAUAGCUAAUGGUGCAGAUCCAAGUGUAGUUGAUCUAAAUGGACAAAUAGCUGCUGAUAUUGCUAAGAUGGCAGGACACAUAGAUUUGUCAGAACGCAUAAUUGAAUGUAUGUAUGAAGUAACAGAUAGAUUGACAUAUCACAUAUGCUCUCGUAAGCCAAAUCAUCAAGGUGAUGAACAUCUUAUCAUUUCUGAUUUAAUCACCAGCUUAGACAAAAGUGAACCAGCUGUGGAAGGAAAAAAUAGAUUACAAAUGUUGUCAAAUCACUUAUUGAAGGAAUUAACUAUGGAUGUUUAUGAUGAGGUAGAUCGUCGAGAAACAGAAGCAAUCUGGUUUUCAACUGCAUCUCUCCCAGAGAAGUGUGCUGUUCCAUUUCUCCCAGUUAAUCCACAAUUGUCAUCUACCAGAAAUCAAGGAAGACAAAAAUUAGCAAGAUUUACACCAAAAGAAUUCACUACACUUAUAGCAGAUUUACUGAUUGAGGCAAAUCGAAGACAUAUACUUGCCAAUAAUGCAUUUCAAAAUCCUGCGGUAUCUAUGCAUAAAGAGCAACUCGGUAAACAUGGAUCACAAAUGUCUGAUGAUGAACCUUUAUACGAUAGUGUUGCAUCCGAUGAUGAUUAUGCUGCUUUAACAUCUACAGAUAACAACUCGUCUGAUGUCGCAAAACAAAUUAAAAUUAAUAAUAAGGAGGCAUUUGCACCAAUGGCCAAAGGUCUUCCAUCUAUGGUAGAAGUUUUAAAAAAACAAUUAACUUUAUCUGAAUCAACUGUACGAGAUCUCCGCGAGCAGAUACAUACGUUACAAAUUACUAUUGAGCAACUUACUCAAGAAAAUAGCGAGCUCAAACGUAUGCUACAAGUAAAAGGUUCUAAUGAUGACAACAUAAACGGGCAUGUCGGAGGAGAACAGGAACCUGAAUUAGAGCCAGUACACGAUAUCAAAACGUCCACUAUACGUGGAAAUCAACGACCGGCAUCUAUGUACGAGACGAGAGAAGGCUUACGGAAACCAGCAUCGUGGUCAACGACUAUUUGUCAAACGAAACGCGACACAGAGGUCUUAUCGCGGAAUAACACACAGAGUCUGUGGGAAUAUGGUGCGCCUAAUUUGCCACCCAACGAAGAAGUGAACAGGCGAACAGAACAAGUCACCAGACGAAUUCAAGAACUGUGGAUGGCUAUGCAAGAUCCGAGCCAACGAGAAGCUUUUGUCCCUUGUGCCGAGAGGAUACGCGUUGCUGUUGCCGAGUUAACUGCCAUAUUUCCUCAAAAUCCACUGGAGGAAAAUAUCAAAUCUGCCUUACGUCAGUUAAAUGGCAAUACUGGGAGGCUUCAAGCGGAAUGCUCCGGUCUUCAAAGAUGCACCAGUGAUGCUGAACACAUGGAUCGUUGUCUGCAGCAAGUACGUUCAUGCGCUUAUGAUAUUGCCAAAGCAACUAAGCUACUUGUUACGCAGUUUCAAACAUAGGUUUUUUUCGCAGAAGUAUCGGAACUUAAAAUAUAUAUAUUUCUAUAUGUCUGUAGCAAAUGUAAAUACUUUUGCAUAGCACAUCAAGCUUAUUAGAAAUUUUUCCUUUCAGGCUUUAAUUAUAUAAUCAUUGUAAUAUG
Molecule: messenger RNA, 2343 nt
Organism: Camponotus floridanus (Florida carpenter ant)
Lineage: Eukaryota; Metazoa; Arthropoda; Insecta; Hymenoptera; Formicidae
Gene: Git
Product: ARF GTPase-activating protein GIT1
Exons: 13
Coding region: 176-2203 (675 amino acids)
Biological process (GO): regulation of ARF protein signal transduction; brain development
Molecular function (GO): protein binding; GTPase activator activity
Source: RefSeq, a predicted model, not a curated record